CGUAGCUACGUCAUCGAAGCCGUGUUUAUGUUACAGCUCGCUUAUUGACUCUUAUGUUAUGUGUGUAAAGAGAACUGCGCCACACCUUCCAAUCCGAAUCUCACGGCAAUGUGGAGAUCAUUUUCACGUGUUUCCUUUCCACGAAGCUCGGAACCCUAGAGACUGUGCAUUCAAAUCUAUUCCCCGCACUCACACCUGCCUGUUUGUAACGCGUGCGUACGUUCUGCAUUCGUUCAUACAGAAAAAUCUAACUCGAAGCAGUUCAGUUUAGCCGAACAACAUGACAAUUGCGAGAAUAGCAAAUAAAGCUUACCAGCGAUUCAGCGGCGUCGCGCGCAGUUAUGCUUCUGAGAGGAACAAGCUUUUCGAGCUACAAAAUCAUUCACUCGUCAAUGGAAAUGCUGCUGUUUUGCGUAAGAACUCUGUAUUAGGAAACAACCUGUCAUCCAUUUCGAGCUUCCGAGCAUUGGCAGGCAUGAAUUUUGGGCGUAGGGAAUUCAGGACGACUCCUAAACAUCAAUUUGCUAACGCACAAGCAACUAAGGUGGAAUCCAAAUCAGAUUGUGAAGGCGAGAUUUAUGCUACUCUCGAAGCAACAAAGCCUGGGGAAAAGCCUCGGAUAGUUGUUCUCGGCACCGGAUGGGCGGCGUGCAGAUUCCUCAAAGGGAUCGACACCAAAUUGUACGAUGUCGUCUGCAUCUCGCCGAGAAACCAUAUGGUCUUCACGCCUUUGCUUGCCUCGACCUGUGUUGGGACUUUGGAAUUCCGAUCAGUGGCUGAGCCUGUCAAUCAGAUACAGACAGCCUUGGCUAAGGAUCCUAAUUCCUAUUAUUUUCUUGCUUCCUGCACUGGUAUUGAUACAGAUAAGCAUGAAGUGUUCUGUGAAACUGCUGGUGAGGCUUCUCAAAAGCCUUACCGUUUCAGAGUUGCGUACGACAAAUUGGUGAUUGCUUCUGGAGCUGAGCCGCUGACGUUUAACAUCAAGGGCGUAAAGGAACACGCUUCGUUUCUUCGCGAGGUAUCUCAUGCACAAGAAAUCAGGAAGAAGCUUCUGCUUAAUCUGAUGCUCUCUGAAAAUCCAGGCAUGUGUGAGGAAGAAAAGGAGCGCCUGCUGCACUGCGUCGUCAUCGGCGGCGGACCAACUGGCGUCGAAUUUAGCGGCGAAUUAAGCGAUUUCAUUAUGAGAGAUGUUUGGGAGCGCUACGCUCAUGUCAAAAACUACAUCCGUGUCACCCUCAUUGAGGCAAACGAGAUUCUAUCCUCAUUUGACGUUGGAUUGAGACAAUAUGCCACUAAGCACUUGACAAAGUCGGGAGUUCGCCUUGUUCGCGGUGUCGUUAAAGAGGUCCUUCCGGACAAGAUAAUUCUCAGCGACGGAAGUGAAGUCGCCUACGGACUCCUCGUCUGGUCUACCGGCGUCGGGCCUUCUGAAUUUGUGAAAUCACUCAACCUCCCAAAAUCUCCCGGCGGAAGGAUUGGUAUCGAUGAAUGGCUGCGAGUUCCUUCAGUGCAAGACGUGUACGCGCUCGGCGACUGCGCUGGAUUUCUCGAAAGCGUCGGAAAACCUGUCCUUCCGGCUCUGGCACAGGUCGCCGAACGAGAAGGCAAGUUCCUCCUUGAAAUGUUUAACAGGAUGGCGAGGGAGGGAGGCGGCAAAGCUCUCUCAGGACAAGAUAUUCCUUUAGGUGAUCCAUUUGUGUACAAGCACUUUGGAAGCAUGGCGUCGGUCGGAAGGUACAAAGCCUUGGUCGAUCUGCGAGAGUCCAAGGAGGACUCGAGUGGCAUAUCCAUGGCCGGGUUCAUCAGCUGGUUCGUAUGGCGGUCGGCAUACCUGACCCGAGUCAUCAGCUGGAGGAACAGAUUCUACGUGGCUGUUAACUGGGCGACAACCCUCGUGUUCGGGAGGGACAAUACUAGAAUCUCCUGAAGCCACGUCACCACCACUGAUUCCACACCUAUUAAUUUAUUACAUACAUUCCACUCCUAAGAAGCCAUUUAACAAGUAUGUAUCCCUUCCCCUUAACUUAGCUCUCUCUCUCUAGAUUUGCAUUUGGAGCAAUUGCUUUGCCCAUCCAUAAUACAAACAGCCAUGUUGUUGCUGACAAACAAUUUUGUUCACAAUGAGUAGGCAUGAAUAAUAAAGCCAUGAAUGCUUUACGAAGUUUUGACAACGGCAGACUGGAUAAUGCAUAUACUUAAAAAGAACUGUACAGAAAUUUACAAAUUUCUAUACCACAUAAUAGAUAUAUAUAUAUAUAUAUAGGUACCUUACCCAUGGUGUUUCAAUUCUAAUCAUAAACCUCUGCCAACAAUUAAUCAAGGCUGAGACUUUUGUUUUUUUGGGUUUUAAGUUUUCUGUGGCGGGCUGUAGAACAAGCCACUAGAUUUCGACGUUCUACCUAAUACUUGAGAGAUCAGUUCUUGGUCUUCCGGUAAUACUAGGAAUGUGAGAGAGAGAUCCCAAGAGCAGAACGGGUUG
Molecule: messenger RNA, 2479 nt
Organism: Andrographis paniculata
Lineage: Eukaryota; Viridiplantae; Streptophyta; Magnoliopsida; Lamiales; Acanthaceae
Product: internal alternative NAD(P)H-ubiquinone oxidoreductase A1, mitochondrial-like
Exons: 9
Coding region: 281-1927 (548 amino acids)
Molecular function (GO): NADH dehydrogenase activity
Source: RefSeq, a predicted model, not a curated record